GCAAGAUUAUGCAUAGACCAUCACAGGAGUGCAGCCGUAGCAAUGAGAGCGGCUGGACCAGAUGGUUUGGCAGUUGCCGGGACGCUGGACUGGCUUUUCCCCAUCGAGACGCCAGCUGCAGAGAGGGAGCUCACCCGUCCACUGGGUGUUCCGCCGAGUAGCGCAUUGACCACGUCGAAGCCAACUGGGAAGAGCAGGCCAGAUGAGCAAUGGAUUGGUCGAGGACACCUAGCAGGCAAUGCUGACUUGCUUCUCAAUGAGGAUCUCUUGGUAGACUUCAAGGCUGUGCCUUUGGUGAAGCGUGAGCUGAAGCUGAAGCAUACAGACGACCUGUUUCAGACCUUGUGUGACACUGCCGCCAUGAAGGCAGCUGGCUUCUCCUUACGCUGUGUGCCUAGCAAAGCACCAAACCAGGUUUUAGUCCCUCGUGGCAAUACCUUGACACUUGGCCAUGUAGUGCCAAAGCGAUGGAUUCUCCAUGUCUACUACGAGGCCCAUCGAAAAGGUGACGUUGAAGCAGCAUUGGCCAAAAUGGGCCACGAUAUCUCCCGAUGUGAAGAGAGUAUCGCUGCUGCUGACUCUAUGGAGGAGCUGCUGGCGCACAGACACGGCUGUCAACGAUAUGGCCUUUGGAUGCAGCAGGGCAGCGAAGAAAUCGAGGUCUCCAACGGCCGAACUUUGGAUGCUGAAAUGAAAGCCUGGCGAAUGAGCUACGAGGCCAGCAACAUGAAAGCCAUUGCAGGCCUGAAGUGAGUGCGAUGCUAAGCGCUGCCACAUGUACGAGCACCUCCAGGUGUUUGAGCCCAGAGCCCCUUGCCCUUCACACUACUUGCUUGCCGUAGGGUGGAUCACAUCUUCCCACAUCGACGGAAGUGCAUAGUGCAA
Messenger RNA from Durusdinium trenchii, 885 nucleotides. The record is from the annotation of a GenBank genome assembly. Lineage: Eukaryota; Dinophyceae; Suessiales; Symbiodiniaceae.